UUUUUUCUCUCGUUCCUUGCGUUAUUUCAUCUCGAUCAACGCGUGACAGUGCUGGAAAAAUUUUGUUUCACGGAUCUGUUGAUUUCUCUUCUCGGUGAGAACGAGGGGAGUUAUGGAACUAGGCAAGAAAGUUUCGAGCAUGCAUGCGUUAGGCGAGCUCAAGUAAUAAAUUGUGUUAUGGAUAUGGAAUGAAAAAUUAGAUUUUUUUUAAAUGAAAUUUUAUUUUCUUUACAUUUAUCGAGGACGUGAUUUGUAAAAUAAAAUUUUAAUGGUGAAUGAGAAACAUAUUUACAUGGUGAUCACUAAAUCUAGGAAUGUUGCAAGUGUAGUAAUAUACAAAGUGCAAAUUUUCUUUAAAUGGAUAUUUCUGGAUAUUAAAAUCCAUAAGUGAUCUAUCCCAACUGCCAUUUUACCAAUAAACGAGGUAAUCAACGAGUUCAAUAGAAAUGAAACGAUGAAAAAUGUUCGAAAGAGGAUAUAAUUUUUUAUAACCUCACAUCUCUUCGUCGAAAAGAAGAUAUUUCUUCGAUAUUGAAACACCUGUGUUUUCCUGUCCACCGAGAGAGAAAGGGAAGAACGAGAAAGAAUCUGAAAGACAUUUUUACCAGGGAAAAUCAUUCCAAAUUCAUAUCGAAAACAUGAAUUUAUCCGACGAAUAUUCAAAAAUAUCCAACAGAGCACACGUUUGGACGUCCAUCUCCUCGGACACUUAAAUCGAAGAAAAUUCGAAAAGCGAAUCGAGAGCGAAAUGUUAUAAAGUGAAGAAGAAUGAGCGAAAAGAAAUUAACGACGACAAAGGAUCCGACCGAUUUGAAGGAUCCCAAGGUCGGCGAUCUGUUUCGAAGAAACCGAAUUACAAAAAUUUCUUCUUUCUUCCAUCAAAACGAUCAAACACUCGUCUCUGUUGGAUCAACUUCAUCAAACGAAUAAAAUUUUUGAACCUUCGGACGAACAUAACCUCUUAACAAGACGCCUCGUCUUACGCCUCGUCUUUUAUAGGUUAGGCUGCAAGUCUGGAUCAAAGAUGUGAAAAGUACUAAAAAGAUCGACGAACGAUGUUUGGAAUCGUUGGUGAUUCGAUAAUGCACCGUUUCGUCGUGUAACAAAGAGAGAGAGAGAGAGAGAGAGAGAGAGAGAGAGAGAGAGAGAGAGAGAGAGAGAGAGAGAGAGAGAGAGAGAGAGAGAGAGCGAAGAAACUUGACAGUUUCUUCAAAUAUCCAAGAUGCUGGACAUAUUCCGGGGCCUGAAGAGCCUGAUCAAGAUCUCCCACGUGCACAUCGAUACAGCUGUAUUUCGAUUGCAUUACAGUUUUACCGUGAUCCUCUUGAUCUCAUUUUCGUUGAUCGUUACUACGAGGCAAUACGUCGGCAAUCCGAUCGAUUGUAUCCACAGUAAGGAUUUGCCGGAGGACGUGCUGAAUACGUAUUGCUGGAUCCAUAGUACGUACACGAUCACUGCGGCUUACAGAAAACGGGAAGGAUUCGAGGUACCGUUCCCUGGUGUGGAUAAUUCCAAAUCGCAUCCAGAGGCGGAGAGGAAGGAGUACAGGUACUAUCAAUGGGUCUGCUUCAUGCUGUUUCUCCAGGCAAUCCUCUUCUAUACGCCUCGAUGGCUGUGGAAAGGCUGGGAGGGUGGCAAGAUCCAUGCGUUGAUGAUGGAUCUCGACAUCGGCCUUUGUUCCGAAGUCGAGAAGAAGCAGAAGAAGAAGAUGUUACUCGACUAUUUAUGGGAGAAUCUUCGGUUUCACAAUUGGUGGGCUUACAGGUACUACCUCUGUGAAGUUCUCGCUCUGCUGAAUGUGGUCGGUCAGAUGUUUCUAAUGAACCGGUUCUUCGACGGUGCGUUUUUGACGUUUGGUAUCGACGUGCUCAGGUUUCUCGAGUCGGAUCAAGAAGACCGGGUCGAUCCUAUGAUCUAUGUGUUCCCGCGGAUGACCAAAUGCACCUUCUACAAAUAUGGCGUAAGCGGUGAGGUCGAAAGGCACGACGCCGUUUGCAUACUGCCCUUGAAUGUUGUCAACGAGAAAAUAUACGUUUUUCUAUGGUUUUGGUUCCUCUUUCUCGGCGUGCUUAGUUUCAUCACGGUUUUAUAUAGGAUCGUAAUUAUAUUUUCGCCACGAACGAGGGUAUACCUUCUACGAUUACGAUUUCGUUUAGUCAGAAAAGAGGCCGUAGAAACGAUAGUUCGGCGGAGCAAGGUCGGCGAUUGGUUUCUUCUCUACAUGCUCGGCGAGAAUUUAGACACGGUGAUAUACAGGGAUGUGAUGCACGAGCUCGCGAAUAAGCUCGCCUCGAGACACCAUCACAGUGUGCCCGGGAUCAAAGGAGAGCUGCAGGAAGCCUGAUCGAAAUUGCCUCGGAGAGCUAUGGAAACGAACACGAUUCUUGAGGCGACGAGAAUAUUUUUCACUGAAAAACAAAAGUGCAAAGGAUGCCAAAGGUGGAGAUUCAAGGAUAUGCGACGAAAUAGAACGGAUCGUUUUAUAUCCGCAAUUGGAAUCGCGUGUUUUCCUUCCUUGUAUCUUCGAUACGGUUCGAGUGUUAUUUUGUGAAUUAUUUUUAUGAACGUUGCGCCGUACCAACGAGAAAAAAAAAAAUGUUUGUAUUAAUAAUCAUGCUCGCGUGAAAAGACAAAUUGCCAGCGUGCCUUAAACGACGAUUUUAAAUUUUUCGAGCACACUCGAAUUUUAUAAAUUGAAAGAAUAGAAUAAUAAUAUAAGGAAAAAAUGGACGAAAUUGUAAUGAUAUUAUAUUUGAGAUUGAGAAGAGAUUUGAAGAUUUAAAGAGUUUCAUGGACCAUUUUUACACGAUUGACCAAUCGACUAAAAAAUUAGUUUCUUACAAUGGAAUAAGAAUGAAUAAGACGAGAAAAUGGUUUUUUAUUACAUUGAAAUUCCUAGUGUCUUGUUAGAAAUGAAAAUAAAAGUAUGUAUUCCUUUCACCUAAAGUGUUCUACCUCGUAAGUACAGUUACGUUGAAAGCCGGCAGGUUGGAACUCCGCCAUUUUCUCAUGGAACGCGUGUUAUGUAUUAGGUUAUUAUAGAUGAUGUGAUCAAAUUUUUGCAAUAAAGUAUAAAAUGAUUAAAAUUUUAUUGAAAAUGUAUUUAUAUAUCUACUGAUAUAUAGAGAUUGAAAUCAAAGAAAAGAAAAAUUUUUCAGUUUUGAGGUUAUAAUUUUAUUAAUAUUCUGAAUAGCUUCAAAAUUAAACUUGUAUUAGAAAAUAUUUUCAAAAUUAAUUUUCAUCUAUGAUUCGUAUUAAUUAAAGAUGGAAUAUUUGAAACUGUGAAAUAAAUAAUAUUUAAAUGAAAUCAAUUUAAUCGACUCUGAAAAAUUUGUUGGAGACAUUUUAUAUGCGACAAUUUAAAAAUACAUUGAUAAGAAGAUUCUGCAAUGAGAAAAUGUACUAUAUUUUUCUUUUGCAAAGACUGUGCUAACGUAAAACGAACUAGCGAGAGUAACUUUUAUCGACAAUUCGUGAAAAAUAAAUGUAUUUUUAUUUAAAAGAUAAUUUAAUAAAUAUAAUUUAUCAUAUUGAAAGAA
Molecule: messenger RNA, 3539 nt
Organism: Apis mellifera (honey bee)
Lineage: Eukaryota; Metazoa; Arthropoda; Insecta; Hymenoptera; Apidae
Gene: shakB
Product: innexin shaking-B
Exons: 6
Coding region: 1223-2344 (373 amino acids)
Cellular component (GO): plasma membrane; gap junction
Molecular function (GO): gap junction channel activity
Source: RefSeq, a predicted model, not a curated record